AAAUCACAACGCCAGUCACACGUUAUCGUGUUAUCGAUAAGAUUGGAGGCUUAUUGGCGCUUUUUGGUUUUUGUUUUUGGGGGGUAUAUAGUACUCGUCUAUAAGAACGCCGGAGGACCGGGGAAUGCCAGUCAGUUGGAUUCCAUACGUGCCGACGCGAACAUGGCUCACUUUCAGUUUCUGGCCGGGCUUCUCAUCCUCCUGCUGGCCUUGGCCGAGGGCACCCGCCUCCACAGGAUACCCCUCCACAGAUCUCCGAACUUCAAGAGGACCCGCGAGGCGAUUCUGGCGGAGCAGCUCUACGUAUAUCACAAGUACAACUUGACCUCCACGGCCAACGGCUUCCCCAUGGAGCAGUUAUCGAACCUCGACAACCUGCAGUACUACGGCAACAUCAGUAUCGGAACACCGGGCCAGGUCUUCAGCGUCCAGUUCGACACGGGCUCCUCCAAUCUGUGGGUGCCCAGCGCCCAGUGCUCGAGCCCAGGCUGCGUCCAGCACAGGCAGUACUACAGCAACAUGUCCAGCACCUUCCAGAGCAACGGAUCGGUCUUCGAUAUCACCUACGUGCUGGGCAGUGUGGCGGGAUUCAUGUCCCAGGACGUGGUGACCGUGGCAGGACUUCCGGUCAAGAAUCAGACCUUCGGCGAGGUGACCACGGAAACAGGUUCCAACUUCCUCAAUGCCAGCUUCGAUGGAAUCCUGGGCAUGGCCUUCCCCUCGCUGGCCGCCAACCUGGCCACCCCGUUCUUCCAGAAUCUGUACCACCAGAAACUGGUCCAGCAGCCCGUCUUCUCGUUCCUCCUGCGGAAUAACGGAACCACCGCCAGCUACGGCGGAGAGCUGAUCCUGGGCGGUUCGGAUCCGGCGCUCUAUCGCGGCCAGCUCACCUACGUGCCGGUCAGUAAUCCCGAGUACUGGCAGUUCUUCACGGACUCUAUCCAGAUGGGCAACACACUGAUCAGUCGGGGAUCGGCGGCCAUCGCGGACACCGGCACUUCCCUCCUGCUGGCUCCCAUCGCCCAGUACACCCAGAUCGCAAGAAUCUUCAAGGUUAACUCCCAGGGCUACUUCCGGUGCCGCAAGAUCAGUGCGUGGCCGACGCUGAACUUCAGGAUCAAUGGAGUGUCCUUCAAGGUGCCGCCGCAGAACUAUGUCCUGCAGGAAGGCACCUACUGCACCCUGGCCAUCGUGAGCUCCAACCAGGAGUUCUGGAUCCUCGGCGACGUCUUCCUGGGCCUCUACUACACGAUAUUCGAUGUGGGCAACCAGAGACUGGGCUUCGCGAAUGUGAAUUCUGGAACUGCCCCCAGCCAGGUGGGAGUAGUCCUUAUGGUAUUGGCCUUUAUCGUAUUGAGGCUGUGGGUCCAUUGAGUUCGAGUCUGAAUCAUGAUUGUUAAUAUAUUUUUUUUUUGUUAUAAAAUAUUAAAUAAAUAAAGUAGGAAUGUUAAAUAUAAUUAUAGUUUGUGGGGGAUAUUGUGGCCAAGAAACAAUUAUGAUUAGAAGGGACAAGGUUACAAAAUUAUAAUACCCUUAACCCAUUUCUCCGCUAAUUUUAUUUAAUUACCCAAAAGAGCUUUAAUUGAUUUUGUAAA
Drosophila ananassae is the source of this 1595-nucleotide messenger RNA. Its product is annotated as pepsin-2B. The transcript has a single exon. The coding region runs from base 163 to 1374 and encodes 403 amino acids. Gene Ontology annotation, molecular function: aspartic-type endopeptidase activity. Gene Ontology annotation, biological process: proteolysis; cell death. NCBI's taxonomy places the organism in Eukaryota, Metazoa, Arthropoda, Insecta, Diptera, Drosophilidae. Gene Ontology annotation, cellular component: lysosome. The record is from RefSeq and is a predicted model, not a curated record.